This is a messenger RNA of Penicillium odoratum, 2439 nucleotides long. Its product is annotated as glycoside hydrolase family 55 protein. Bases 1 to 2439 code for a protein of 812 amino acids. Gene Ontology annotation, molecular function: polygalacturonase activity. The record is from RefSeq and is a predicted model, not a curated record. NCBI's taxonomy places the organism in Eukaryota, Fungi, Ascomycota, Eurotiomycetes, Eurotiales, Aspergillaceae. The transcript is spliced from 5 exons.
AUGCAUUUUACCUCACUGAUAUCCUGUCUUCCCUUGCUAGCAUAUGCCCAUGCCCAUGUUGUAGACACACGGCACGUGGGUAAGCUACACAAGGACUCUACUAAUCCUCGAUCAAUCCAUGCACCGUAUCAUCCAACACAUGCUGGCUUCAGCGUGCCAAGCCCCGUCGCGUCUAUCGAGAUCUCGAUAGACGUGUCUCUUGACGCGACAGAUGCUUCAUACUGGCUGGCUGAUAUCAAGCACCAGGGUAUCGCGGCUUUCAACUCCGAUCCCUCAAACUAUACUGUCUUCCGCAAUGUCAAGGACUAUGGUGCCAAAGGUGACGGUGUAACGGACGACACUGCAGCCAUAAAUCUUGCUAUUAGUUCCGGGGGUCGUUAUGGCCCGUCGAGUGGAGAGACAUCCACUACUACGCCCGCUAUCGUAUACUUCCCAUCCGGAACCUACUUGGUCUCGACCUCCAUCAUCGAUUAUGACUUCACCCAACUGAUCGGCAAUGCAAACUCAAUUCCGGUGAUCAAGGCUACCUCUGGUUUCACAGGUCUGGGCAUAAUCGACGGGGACCAAUACCAAAGCAGUGGAAAUCAGGGCUGGACUUCAACGAACGUGUUCUUCAGGCAGAUUCGGAAUUUGAAAUUGGAUCUGACUUCCAUCGCAGCAGCAACUGCUGCUACAGGUAUCCACUGGCCAGUUGGACAGGCCACUAGUAUCCAGAAUGUUCAGAUCGUGAUGAGUUCUGCCUCAGGAACCCAGCACCAGGGCAUUUUCAUUGAAAAUGGAUCUGGCGGCUUCUUGACUGACAUCACCAUCACUGGUGGCCUCUAUGGCGCAAAUAUCGGUAACCAGCAAUUUACCAUGCACAACAUGGUCAUCUCCAAUGCAGUUACUGCGAUCUCUCAGAUUUGGGACUGGGGCUGGACAUACCAGGGUCUGACCAUCACAAACUGCACCACUGCAAUUUCGAUCAACAAUGGUGGUGCUGGUGAUCAGCUUGUUGGCUCAGUCAACGUCAUCGACAGCAGCAUCUCUGACUGCUCGACCUUUAUCACCACAGCGUGGGAGACCUCAAGUUCGUCCAACGGUAGUCUUAUCUUAGAAAACAUCGCUCUUGAUGACGUUCCCGUCGCCGUGAAGGGACCCAGCGGUACUGUGCUUGCUGGAUCAUCGGGAUCGACCACCAUCAGCGCAUGGGGCCAAGGCCACAAGUACUCACCUGAUGGCCCUACCAACUUCCAGGGCACAUUUACCGCGCCGACGCGCCCAUCUGCUCUGCUUGCAAGUGGGUCUACCAGAUACUAUACCAAGACGAAGCCCCAGUACUCGGCAUCGCCGACCUCUUCUUUUGUGAGCAUCAGAAGUGCAGGUGCUAAGGGUGAUGGCACAACCGAUGAUACCACGGCUAUUCAAUCGGCCCUGACGUCAGCUGCAUCCACCGGGUCAAUUGUAUUCUUUGACCAAGGAACAUACAAGGUCACCAACACACUUUACUUCCCGCCCGGCCUGCGCAUUGUUGGAGAGGCCUACCCCGUGAUCAUGGCGAGCGGAAGCGUCUUCUCCGACAUUUCCGCUCCUAUUCCGGUGAUUCAAGUCGGCAAGAGUGGAGAGUCAGGCUCGAUUGAAUGGUCCGACAUGAUUGUGAGCACACAGGGAUCCACACCCGGUGCUAUUCUGAUUGAAUGGAACCUGGAAGCCGAGUCAGGCUCUGGAAUGUGGGAUGUACACGCCCGUAUUGGUGGUUUUGAUGGUUCUGACCAACAGGUUGCUCAAUGCCCUACUUCUGCAGCCGUUUCCGCAGCCUGCGAAGUUGCGUACAUGACCAUGCACAUUACCAGCUCCGCAAGCGGUGUAUACAUGGAGAAUAACUGGCUGUGGACAGCCGACCACGACAUUGAUGACCCAGCCAACACCCGGGUCUCUCUGUAUAGUGGUCGUGGUCUGCUGGUCGAAGGAACCAACAUUUGGCUUUAUGGAACCGCGGUUGAGCACCACUCCCUUUACCAAUACCAGUUCUCCGGUGCCAGCUCGGUUGUGGCAGGUUUCAUUCAGACUGAAACACCAUACUAUCAGCCGAACCCUGAUGCGGCCAACGGCCCAUACCCUACCAACGACACUCUCAACGACCCUGACUACAGCACUUGUCUUUCUGGCAACUGCGAUGCUCUUGGUCUACGCGUCCUUGACAGCGACAACAUUCUUAUUUACGGCGCUGGUCUGUACAGCUUCUUCAAUGACUACAGCACCGACUGCUCUACAUUCCCCACACCAGAGGAUUGCCAGAGUGAGAUCUUCAGCGUCGAAGGCUCUACUACUGGUCUGACGGUCUACACCCUCAGUACAGUGGGUACGACGAACAUGAUUGUCCAGGAUGGUACCUCCUUGGCGGUUGUGAGUGACAACUUGGAUACAUAUGCCGCUACUAUUGCGUAUUUCACUCUAUAA